UUCCACACAUUUCCCUUUAAAUUCCAGUUACCGGAGAGCUCUCUGCCGUGUUCCUUUGAGAGCAAGAGUGGCACAAUUCGCUAUUACAUCAAGGUGACAGUGGACAUUCCCUACGCGUCUCCGCCUCAGGGGAUGAAGUACUUCACCAUCAUAGGUCCUCACAUCGACUGUAUGGACGAACAGUACCUGAAGCCUAUGGUGGGACAUGACAAGAGAGCGCUGUGCUGUCUGUGCUGCAAGCGUGGCCCCGUCUCUCUGCGGACCCAGCUAGAGCGCACAGCUUACGUCUGUGGGGAGAGUAUCAAGCUUAAGGCGGACAUUGAUAACCAGAGCGAGGAGGAGAUCAGACUCAAGCUUAAGCUCGUCCAGUAUGUGGAGUACUUCCUGGACCGGGGAGUACUGGGGGUGACCAAGGACGUGCAGCACCCGGUACUGGAGUACACCGGGGACCCGGUAGCCCCAGGUACCAGAUGGAAGUUCGACUCCUCUCAGAGCCUGGUGGUACCCGUUAUGCCCCCGACACUCAUCGGUGUGUGCAGACUCCUGCAGAUCUACUACGUUCUCAAGGUGAACAUCUUGAUGAGCAAAUCUGGGGAGGAUCUCCACAUGCACUUCCCUUUAACCAUCGCCACCGUCCCAUUCCGUAUCCCAAACUCCCAGCAGCAGCCCCACAUCACCUACAGCGUGUGCUGCGACCACGUGGAAGGCGGCCUGUACAUCGGACCAGAGUUCCAGCUUGGCCAGGUGUACGACGGCGGGAUGGACAACAACCCGGAGUCCGUGCUGCUGUACAGACCGGUGUACGCCUGUAUCCCCAACCCCAAGCUGAGCCACACUCCGGCAGCCCGCGCCAGACUCAUGGUGGAGCAGCCGGAAGGGGGCAGCAUGAGGGCGGGCAGUGUGGGCGCCAGCUCCAGAGGUGUGAGGACUGCCAGCAUGAGUGCGGGCACUAAGGCCAGUGUUGGAGGGAGUACGAGAGGAGGGAGUGUUAGUGGCACCACCAGGACUGCCAGCAUGAGUGUUGGGGGCGGGAGAGCGGCGGUGGCUAAGAGGAGAGGCAAGAGAAUGUCGGCGCACGACCCCGCUGAUAAGACCUCCACCAUGUGAUUCAUGAACAAUGGAUGUUGCUUUAUCUUUGGUGGUGUAUAUUGGUGGAGGUUGACCGUGGUGGUGCAUGUGUUGGUGAUAGAGGGGUGGUUGUGUUUUGAGUUGGUGAAGGUGGAGGUGUUUGUCAGGCCGGAGGGUGGCAGGUAUGACCUAAUUAUGACCUAAUUAGCCAUUCUCUGGCCGGCAGCCGCACUACAGACCGAGUCAGCACAGAGUAGUGUAUAUAGAUAUAUAUAUCCCUCAUCUGGAUAGUUAUUGUGACCUUGUGUGUUAUCUGUUGACAAGCUGGUGAGAGUAACUUGGGUUAUGAAGGCGGUGACAACUUUUCAGAUAACUUAUUGCAAAACUAAAUUUGCUCACUUAACAACGCAUACCCUUGGGGAAGGAAAAAAAUAUAAGGUUAAGAUAAAGUUCAACCGGCGGUUCUUCUGUGAGUACAGAUAAAGGACGUUGGGAAAACAUUUAACUCUGGCAAAAAGUCAUCAAUCACACGUGUCCACUCACGAAACCUGUCCAUCAUUCUCCGAUCAUGGUGGCUUAAUCUGUAUUUAUUAAAGAGUUCACUAUCUUUUUUUGGUGGAGGGGAGAGCCUGCCAGGAUAUGUGGGUGGAGGAAGAACUUCCUCGUAUGUGUAGGGUAGAAUGGAGGGACUUUCGCAGAUCUGUAGGUUGAGAGAUAUCGUCACCUGGUGUGUUGAAGGAUGAGCCUAUUCAUCAUAAGAAGAGCGGAAAGCCUAGUCAUCAUCAUAAGAGCAGAAAGCCUAAUCAUCAUCAUAAGAGCAGAAAGCCUAGUCAUGUUUCAAAUCUCAUAGGUGAACAAUAACAAAAAGGGAACGUAAUAUAAUUAUGAGGAGAGCAGUAAGUCAAUGGCCAGUAACACAAACCAAGGCGUGCAUGACUGAGAAGUUCCAGAGUACCGGGAAGAAUUAACCUGGCCUUAAAGAAUUCCUGGGGGUGAUCUUAGAGCAUAUUCGAGUUGUCUGGGCGUUUAAGAAACGUCUCUGGGGGAUAAGCUUAUGACAUGGCAGAAGUGACGUCAAUAUAGGUAGACGUCAUAUGGCAGAAGUGACGUCUACCUAUCAAGGCGAUGGGUAGACGUAGAUAAAUGCUGCAGAGAAGAGACAACGGUGGAAUGUGUGAGUCAAUGUAGCUGCAAGGACUAAGAUAUACUCACAGCUGGUGAUGGUGAUGGUGAGGGGCCAGUCACAGCUGGUGGUGGUGAUGGUGAGGCCAGUCACAGCUGGUGGUGGU
This is a messenger RNA of Procambarus clarkii (red swamp crayfish), 2357 nucleotides long. NCBI's taxonomy places the organism in Eukaryota, Metazoa, Arthropoda, Malacostraca, Decapoda, Cambaridae. The record is from RefSeq and is a predicted model, not a curated record.